Molecule: messenger RNA, 1731 nt
Organism: Panonychus citri (citrus red mite)
Lineage: Eukaryota; Metazoa; Arthropoda; Arachnida; Trombidiformes; Tetranychidae
Product: major facilitator superfamily domain-containing protein 4A-like
Exons: 4
Coding region: 271-1650 (459 amino acids)
Biological process (GO): transmembrane transport
Source: RefSeq, a predicted model, not a curated record
UUAACAUGCUGUAACUUCAUGUGAAACUUUAAUGUAUUUCUGUGUUAUGUAUUAAUUCAAAUGAAAAUCGUGAUACCGGUAAAUGAAUAUCAAGAUAUUUUUAUAUAAUCGUUUUUAUUAGGUGAUACAAAUCUUAAUUGUGGAUAAGGUGAUUAUAUUUAGUUAGUUGAAGUUUACUUUAUUUGUAUUCUGUUAAAGUGGAGUAGCUGAUUAGUUUCAUCAAAAAAUUUGGUAUUAACUAGUUACUUGAUUUAUCUUAUUCGAGGACAAAUGAAAUAUUCAAAAUUUGUGUACGAAAAUCGUUUCAAAUUAUUUAAAACUUUUGCUAUUUACUUGACCUACUUUACGAUAGGAUGUUCAACGGGUCUUCUUGGUUCAGGACUAUUGGACCUACAGAUCCUUUCGUCAACUGAUUUUACCAAAAUUUCAUUACUUGUGACACUUCGAAGUGUAGGCCAUGUUUUGGGGACAGUAAUUGCUGGUCUCAUUGGCUCUUAUUUCAAUGAAUCUCUCGUUUUAUCAAUCACCAGUUUUGCUGCAGGGCUUUUCAGUGGAUUGGCACCACUUUUGGUCAAGUUUGAAUUAGUUGGGUCCUGUAUUUUCAUCGCUGGACUUAAUUAUGGAAUAGCUGAUGUAUUGAGUAACACUUUAUUGACACGAACAUGGAAGGAAAAAUGUACCAACUUUUUACAAGCACUUCAAAUGUGCGGUGGAAUGGGCUCAUUGAUCGCACCCGUUAUUGCGCGACCUUUCCUGUUACCAUCGCAAGAGAGUAUUGAAAGUUCAAAUACCAUCGCAAAUGGGUCAUCAAUUAUUCCAGACCCAAUAACAACUCCAAUUCUGUACACUCCUGAUGAUGUUAUGAUACAUAUUGCGUUCUUAAUUCUUGGAUUUAUUGGACUAAUCUCGUCGAUUCCAUAUUUUAUCAUUUACUUUACUGAAAAAAAAAUUGUUCGUGCGUCAGUUCCUUCGGUGCAAAGUAAACCCGCAGGUCAACAUAUCGAACACGAUGAAAAUAAAUGGAAACUUUUUAUUGCAAUUACUUUAGUAACGAUCAUUGGCCAUGCAGUUUAUGGGUUUGAGCUUGUUAUUGGUUCAUUGGCCACUUCGUUUUCGGUGAAAUCCGAUCUUCACAUGGAUAAAAAGUCGGGUGUCUUAUUAGCGACCGUUUUCUGGUCAUGUUUCUCAUUUUAUCGACUUAUUUAUAUCCCAUUAACUUUCAUAUUCUCAGAAUCUAAACUCUUGUUAUCGAGUUUAAUCAUUUCAACGGUUGGCCUUUUAAUUACCGUUCCUUGGGCUAAUAACAGCGAAACUUGUAUCUGGGUUGGAUUCACGCUAAUUGGACUUGGAAUCUCACCGGUAUUUGCCGCUUCUUAUGGUCUUCUGAAUAAGUACAUGAGAAUCACUUCAAGAGUAACUUCGAUCAUCUUUUCAAUCGGCAUUAUCGGUGAAUCGUUUCAUCCUGCAAUAGUCGCAUCGCUAAUGUCUCACAAUAUGAUCAUCUUUUUAUACUAUUUAGGUGUUUUAGGAAUAAUUUAUAUUCUAUCAUUCGCUACUUUAAUCGUGUAUUGCAAGAAAGCGUUCAAAGGUCCAAUUAAUCAUCAUCCACCAAUCGGCGAGAAAUUGUCACUUAGCAUUUCGCAUUUUUGAAGAGUCGAAAAUAUUUUUUGGUUAGAUUUCAUGUUCGAUUUUUCAUUUUAAAUAAAAUUCUUUUUAUAGUUUUAUCAUUUG